AUGAAAUCUAAAGGUAAAUCAAAUAAGUGCAAGCAAUUAUAAUCUGACAUCUACACUAAGAAAGAUAUACUUUAAAGAAUCAAGGUAACUGAAGACAUUACUGAAAUACUUGAAUAUACUACUAACGAAGAUAACGAUAUUAGACUCGCUGCAACAUCUUAAUUGUGUCCCUGUAAAGUUUAGGAAGAUGUUCCUGAAUUUUGGGAUAGAGUUUUCCAAUUAGUAGAUGACCCAUAACCAAAAAUAAGAGCAAGAGUUCUGCAUAUUAUUUGUGAUGGCUCACCCAACAGACUUUAAAAUGAAGUGAUGGAUGCCCUAUAUAAAUUUAACAGAGAUUCUGAUCAGGAAAUAAGAAGACAAGCACAUAAAGUACUUGCUAAAGCAUAAAAGGGUACUUGGAAUGUGUUGUGA
Molecule: messenger RNA, 411 nt
Organism: Paramecium octaurelia
Lineage: Eukaryota; Ciliophora; Oligohymenophorea; Peniculida; Parameciidae
Source: the annotation of a GenBank genome assembly